This is a messenger RNA of Ornithodoros turicata, 1854 nucleotides long. Its product is annotated as ras-related protein rab7. The coding region runs from base 202 to 819 and encodes 205 amino acids. Lineage: Eukaryota; Metazoa; Arthropoda; Arachnida; Ixodida; Argasidae. The record is from RefSeq and is a predicted model, not a curated record. The transcript is spliced from 5 exons. Gene Ontology annotation, cellular component: lysosome; late endosome; phagocytic vesicle. Gene Ontology annotation, molecular function: GTPase activity; GTP binding. Gene Ontology annotation, biological process: phagosome-lysosome fusion; endosome to lysosome transport.
UAUCCCGUGACACACAGUCCUGCGCCAUUUUUCUCACUCUGUGGUGUGGCUUUCCGAAGUUGGAAGUGCUGCGCCAGUCAAAUCGCAUAUAAAAGAAUCCUGCUGGCUUGUUUUACGGCAGGAUUUGCGUCACUGAUAUCGGUGACCACGGUGCACGGACUCUAACUAUUUAUUGGUGCCGUACAGGUUUAAUAAUUCACAAUGGCCUCUCGGAAGAAGGUCCUACUGAAAGUUAUCAUUUUGGGUGAAAGUGGAGUUGGCAAGACAUCUUUGAUGAACCAGUAUGUGAACAAAAAAUUCAGCAAUCAGUACAAGGCCACCAUCGGGGCAGACUUCCUCACAAAGGAGGUUAUGGUUGAAGAUCGGUUGGUCACCAUGCAGAUCUGGGACACUGCUGGUCAGGAGCGGUUCCAAUCUUUGGGCGUAGCAUUCUACCGUGGGGCAGACUGCUGCGUGUUGGUGUUUGACGUGACUGUGCCAGGCAGCUUCAAGGCCCUGGAGUCAUGGAGAGACGAGUUCCUUAUACAAGCAUCUCCCAGGGAUCCUGAAAACUUUCCCUUUGUCGUUAUUGGCAACAAGGUGGACCUCGAUAACCGAGGGGUUUCUACAAAGCGUGCUCAAGGGUGGUGCCAGUCUAAAAACGGAAUCCCGUACUUCGAGACGAGUGCCAAGGAAGCUAUCAAUGUGGAGCAGGCGUUCCAGACAGUCGCUAAGAACGCCCUGGCUCAAGAGACGGAGGUGGAACUAUACAACGAGUUCCCCGACCAGAUCAAGCUGACCGGGGACCAGAAGCCACGGGCGGACAGCUGUGCGUGCUAGGUCGCAUCCUCUUCCUAUCCUGCCCUCUGCCCCAUAAUGCCCUUCCUUUCUCAUGGCCUCGUUACAAGUUGUGGGGAGGGGUUUCUCCGUUGUGGGUUCGACGUCUGCUGGCACCAUAUCUUUUUCCACUUUUGAAAGGGUUGAUCCCUCUUGGCUAUCUCGGAACAGACACAAUUAGGUGCAAACUGCUUUGCAACAUAUGAUCACAAUGUACUUGAUGAACAUGAAGGGAAAAAUGAGGUGAUUUUUGGUCCUUGAGUUUACCAAAAGUGGGUAUGGUGCCAGCGAGAGUCAGGUCUGCUAGAGUUUGUGACUGCGUGGAAGGGUACAGACUGUGCAAGUUUGUACACCCAUUUUGUACGUACCCUUAAGACGAGUUGAGAUGUAAAAUGUUAGCUUGAAUGGGAGCAUGUUUGGAUACUCUUUGUUCAGUGGGUCACGGGAAAUAGAACAGUUUCCGGUCCUGAUCUGCCAUGACACGAGGGAACGUUUGAUACUGUGCAUAAUGUUUGCAACUUUCUCUCUCUCUCUCUCUCACUGCAAGAGGUUGGGUUGGGGGAGGGAUGGCACUUGGAGGGAGGUGGGUGGGUGCAUCAGAAGUUGAUAGGUAACCUGCAGCUGUGCAGCAGUAGCACUUUUGUAAAUAAGAUCCUGUACCUUUCUGCUCUCUGUUCCGUUUAAACCGAAGACUCCAGUAAUAUCUCGUCAGUGGUGACUCCCAGUGGAUCGGCCAACGGAAUUGAGGCAAAAAGAAAACGUGGUGCGAACAUUCCACUGCUGUCUCCGUUGAAUAUGCUUUAGAGCUCGGCGUAGUCAUUUUGUAACGCGCCUUAAACUUGUACACAAUAUCCGUGCGGCAUAUCGAGACUGGAAGAGAAGAGUGCCUGAAAAUUUUCUUUGCCUGUAUGUUUGUUUUUGCAAAGCUGUACGAAUUGAAGCUACUCUGUGGCCCAUUUUUAUGUAGUUCUGUUUACCUUGUGUUGACUAAGAUCAUGUAAGCUUUUUUAUGAAUAAAUCUGAGGUAUGUGCAACAGA